AUGCCGCGCCAGCUGAUCCCCGACAGUCGCUUUCAGGCACACGACUGGCAGGUCUCCAGCGUAGACUUUCACCCUCAGCUCAACAUUCUCGCCUCUGGCUCCUGGGAUCGUUCCAUCAAGAUCUGGGAUAUUGAGGAGUCACAAAUUCUCCGAACCAUCGACCGUAACGCCGGUCACACGGCCCCGGUGACCUGCGUUCGAUGGCACCCCAGUGGCAAUCUCCUUGCCUCGACCUCCGCUGAUAACACAACGUGCCUGUGGGACGUCAACACCGGACAGCGCAUGCGCACCCUACGCGAGCACUUUGGCUGGGUUCUCUCCUGCUCCUUUGCUCCUGAUCGGACCAAACUUGCCACAGCAUCAUGGGACAAGACAGUCCGUUUGUGGGAUCCAAACACCGGUGAAUUGUUGUCCACCCUCCGCGGUCACACCAAAGGUGUAUACGCGUGCGAGUUCUACCCCGUGGGCCACACGUCUGCCCUGCUGGCGACGGCUGGUGAUGAUGCCAUUGCCCAGCUUUGGGAUACGCGCACAAGGAAAGUCGCCAUGAAGCUCGUGGGCGGCCAUGCCGAUGCCAUUCACUCCAUUGCCUGGUCAAACGAUGGCACACUUAUUGCGACCGGUGGUGCUGACAAGACAGUCACGCUGUGGGAUCCCAAAGCCGCUGGCAAAACCCUCAAGCUGUUCAAGGGUCACGAGGAGACCGUCAAGGCUGUCGGCUUUGCCCCCGUCAACAAGUACAAUCCUCACAACAUCGUGGCCUCAGCCGGUGGCUACUCAGCCUCCAUUUGGAACCCAGCUGCCACCAAGCACGGCCUUGUCUGCGAAUUCAGAGCGCACGAAGAUGGCAAGGAGGUGGAAACACUUUCCAUUUCGCAAGACGGCCAGCUUUUGGCCACUGGUGGGCGCGACGGCGUCGUGGCCGUCACCACCUUCCCAGCAGUCUCGAGCACGGAUUACUACGCCGAUGAGACGGACGACCGGGAGUUGGAAAAGCGCACCGAGCAGGCCGAGCGCUGGCAGGCGCGCCAAAACAAAAUGACUACUUCGGUUUCACAGUAUCGUGCCAUCACUGGGCAAGACAUGGAUGAAUCCCAUGCCUGGACCAAGCGAGGCCAACCAGUCCCACCCUCACCCGAACCUGGGCGGGCGCGAGCGCCCCGACCCGAUGCGAGCAAAUUGCUAGCGGAGCGUGGCUUUAACCGUGAUGGUCGUGUCCAGGCCACCGAAGCACCAGCGGCGGCUGCGGCUGCGGCCGAGACGGACAUUACUCCUGCUGCUGCAUCCGCUGCACCCGCCGCUACUGAAGCCGAGACGGAGAGCGAGUUGUCGUUGCAAGAGCAAAUCAACCGCACUGGUCUACGCCAGGUCCACGUGCUGGAUGAUCGGGGCCAGGCCCAUCCCAUGCUCAAGGCAGCUCAACAACAACAACAAAAGGCCGCUGGUGUUCCACAAGCGCCGAACGCAGGACCUACCAAGGUCAGCGAUGUUGAUGCCCUUAUGAAGCUGCUGCGUGACAAAACCGAAGACCCACUUCGCCGCCAACAAGCCGCUCUGCGCCAGCCACGCCCACGCUCCUCGAUUGUAGAGCCCGAAAAAGAAGCAGGCGGAGCGGUCACCGCCGCCAUGAGUACUAUCCUCUGCCGCUGGUUGAAUGAGGAUGUGCAACUGGGUGAAUCAGUGUCGCCAGCUGACUUGGCCUCCAAGUUCAGCAAUGGCUACCUUCUGGGUCAACUGCUCUCCCAGUUCAAUUUGCAGCCGGAUUUCAAGUCCUUUUCUCGCUCAGACACGGCUGAGGCACGCCUCAACAACUUUACUCGAUUGGAACCCGUACUACGCGCCCUCAAGAUUAAGUUUGAUGCCAACAUGGCUCGUGAUGUCAUGGCUGAGGAGGACGGUGCCGCCUCUCAGCUACUAUAUCAACUUUUCGUGUCAUUGAACAAGCAGCUCGACAAGGACUGGCAAAAUACCGUCAUUGCCGGCGGUGGCAGCAAGGUGUCUGGCGCGCCCAUGCCAAACCUAGACUUUGAAAAGUUGGAGGCCAAAUUUCGCCAGCGUCAGCGCCAACACGAGGAAAAGGCUCUUCGUCAACAGCGGCAGGAACAAGAGAGGGCGGACCAAAUUCGCGAGCAGAAGCAUCGCGAAAUGUUGGAACGCUCGCGCGAAGUGAAGCGUGCCUACGAUGAACGUGUGCGCGUGCUUGCCAGAGGUCCGGGGAGCACCGGCGGUGAUGAUGACGGCAAUCUUCCAUCCUCUGCUCGCUCCCUCCGUGGUUCGUCCACCAUGGACCAAGUGCGCAAGACUAUGCGGCAAGCCGAAACACGGCGGGUUUUGGCAGCAACUCAGCGUCUUGCUGAGCUGGACGAUCUGGACCGCUUUGAUGCGACCGUACACGGCGAGGACGCACGCCAGCCUCUGCGGCCCAUUGGACAUAGCCAGCAGGAUCAAGACUUUUCCGACGAUGAAGACAACGCCUAUGGCGAGCUGGCCCGUGACCCAGCUGUGGACGGUCGCCGUUCCCACAGCGUCUCGACCUCGGCGCACGCCACACUUCAGCGCAGUGGCGCCUCUGGGCGGCCCGACCUUGCUGAGACACCAACAGGCGCAGGCACGAAUACUGAAGAGCCCAGCGAGUACGUUCGUGCUGUGCGUCAACGGCGGCAGCAAACUGAGGCCGCACUCCAGGAACGGGAACGCCAACGCAAGCGCCUCCUGGUCAUGCAAAUGGCACAGCAACAAAAACUGGAUCAGCAGCAAAUGGACGACCUGCUCUUGGCCAAGAUUACGCGCCAUUCACGCCGUGAGCAUCAGAUCGCUGCAAGACUCAUGGCAAUCCGUCGAGAGAAGGAAAUUAUUCGUCAAAAUCGACUCUACCGACAACAACAAAUGGCGCUGCUACGUGAGGCAGAAUUUCAGCAUGCUCUUGAUCAGGAAGCCGAGCAUGCGCGGCGUCAGCGCGCUACAAAAGCAGCUGCCGAACAAGAGCAGCAAGAGCGGCGUCUCAAGGCUCGAGAAUCCCGCGCCAAGGCUCAACAGCAAGCCGUACAGGACAUGGUCUGCGGUACUGUGCACGACGUCAUCGCCAUGGCCAUGCAGCUGAGCACAUAUCAUCGGUUGACUGGCAUGGUUCCGCCUCCGAGUGUGCGUCUUGAUUUGAAAAACACCUUCUUGGCCGGCCUGCCAAUGAAAAUGGACGUGCCCGGUGCAACGACGGACCCCGCUCCGGCCGCUGCCACGGCAGCGACAAACUCGAGUACUCUGCGAGAUUACCUUCUGGUGGCUGAAAAUUGGAUGCCUGAACAGGGCACGGACGACCUGCGCCAGGCCGCCAUUGCUCGCAAUCCAAUUUUAGGCCAUCUGUUGCACGAGUUGGCUGCGCGGGCCUACCCGGCACCGACUCCCUGGCAACCUGCCCCCAUGCCGGCGCACGACUUGCGUGCUGUGGUGCUCGGCAAGCCCUUUGCUCCAGUCGAGGCUUUGGUCGCCGCCUACGUUGCCAAGCAUCCGGACGUCGUCGUCAUCUCUCCGCAAGAUAUUGUCGCGGCUGCCGUGCAAGCACACGAGACCGAAGAGCAGGCCUUUGCGGCACAUGAGCCGGCCCUGGAAGCCAUUUUGCCGCCGGACCUGAGCGAGCCGUUGAUAGUAGAUCGCCUGGCUGCCGCUCAAGCCGUUGCGGAGGAGUUGGCAAGACAAAUCGAAGCAGAGCACAAGGUCGUGGCCCCCUCUCCCAAGGGCAAGCAAAAGGGCGGCGAAGCCAAGGCUAGCGCGGCCUCUGCGGAGCCAAGUGCCGUGGAAGCAUCGGUACCUCCAAGUGCCGACGCCAUUCCCACCAUUGUCGAGGAAGAGAGUUCCGCUGUGGCAACAGCAACGGAUGUGGCCUCUGAGGCCGAGGCGAGCCCCGACGCCAAUGCCAACGAUGCACUUGCUGCAGAGAACCACGAGGGCACCGACGAGUCCGGCGCUACCGCCCCCAAGAGUUCCAUCGCAGAGUCAGAUGCGGAGGCCUCUGCGACAGCCGACGAUCCCGCUGCAGCUGAAUGUGUGGCGCCUCGAGGCCUCUCAUUGCGGGCACGCUUGGGGCAGUUGGCUGCAGAGGACCUGCAGCGUGGUGGUGUCGUCGAUGAGCGCGUCAUGUGUGCCUUGAUCGUUCUGCGCAUCCAUCAGGUUCAAUCCGGGCCGGGCUGGAUUCUGACCAACUACCCGACCACACUGCAUCAGGCCCAGCUGCUUGAGCGUUGUUUGGGUGGCCGGCUGUUGCCAUCCGAGCGCGAAAGCUCAGAUGCCAUCGUGUUUCCUCGGUCUGAAUCUUUGCUGGCACCCGAUCCACUACCCAACAAAAAGUCCGAGCCUGAACCUCGAGUUGUCGCAGUGAUUGAGGUUCGCAUUGGUGAUGACGUUGCGGUAGCCGCCGCCCAAGCGGCGGCUCAGACGGGUUCGGCCGAGUCCAACGAUGCCGCCGAUGCGGCAUCACCCGCAGAGAACACCGCGGGGUCCCACAUGGACGUUCAGGUGGUUCAGCGGCUUGCAGCAUGGGAACAAGAUGUCACCCCCAUGCUUGGUUGGUACACUGAGCUUUUCAAAGCACAUACUGCUGGCGGGCACGAGGUGCAUGUGAUUGAGGCCACGGAGGCGUCCGAGAGUGCGGAAACCGCAUUCAGUAGCAUUCUAACCAGCGCCUGCCAAGCACCGUACAAGCGCGCCCGUGAAGCAUCGGCGCGCCAACGCUCCCGAGAGGCAGCCCGUCGUGCCGAUCUAGAGGCGUUGCAGACAAUUUUGGAUGUGCAAGCUGCGGAGCAACGUGAGGCGGAUGCCAUUUUGGCCAGCCAGGCAGCUGCCGUUGCGGAAGGCGCCCCUGUUGAGAAUACGCUUGCUGUCAAGGCACCGUCAAAACCGGGCAGCGCCCGUGGCUCGCGUCCCUCGAGCAAGUCUGGAAAGAAAAAAUCUGCGAGCCAAGCGCCAACGGCUACGGCAGAUACGGCCGAGCCUACGGGACCUCGGGCCAGUGAGGUCAGCGCUGUGGUUGCCCAGGAGGAAUCACAAAUCGACACCGUUGUGGAGCGCGACCUAGUGCGCGAGCCUCAACCCGGGGAUGCUGAUUACUCUUUCGCGCCGCUCACUGCCGUCGAUGAGAUCAUGGCCCAGGCUUUGGUGCCUCUGUGGGAUCAAGCAGAGCAAAACUAUGUGGGAGAGGUGCUGGCCGUGGCCGAGCGCCUGCGUCGCGAGGAGCACAAUGCAAUUGAGUUUCUGGGGACCUGCCGCUUGGCUAUGGAGACCUUUUUGCAGCGGCCUGAUACUAAGCAGGAAUAUUUAGCGCAGUGGCAGGUGAGCUUCAAUGAGGUACCAGCUGACGUGCGACGCUUGCCCGCUGGCAAAGAAGAGCUGAACAAGCGCAUCGAGGACCUGCGGGAGAUCUUGUACGAGAUGACGGAUCAACGCUACGACAGUGCCAAAGUCAAGGUCAAGGAGAUGCAGGACGCGCUGUGGGCCGAGAAUGCCUCUUCCCUAGUUGCCAACUGUUUUUUGCAGCUCCUUCAUGCGGAAGGCAAUCGCUACCAUAGUACCAUCACCGUCCUGCGCGAAGCCUACGCGGCUUUGGAUACGGAGCCGCGAGAAGCAGCUCGGGAGCCACCAACCGUUGCUUUGAUUGACGUGCGAGCUGAGCCUGCCUUUGAUGUUGUCAAAGGCCCAAGCAAGGGCAAAGGUGGCAAGGGCGCAGGCCCUCCCACUGCUGAAGGUCCACACGGCGUGCCCGUGGUUGCGCCCACAAAACUGAACGAAAUGGUAACGGUCCAGCACUAUGCAACGGCCCUACGAGCCGCAGUUCCGGAGCGCUUGAACCCGGCCAAGGCCCGUGCGCGAGCUGCUGCCGCUGCCGCUGCCGCCGCCGAAGCCGAAGCAGCGGCGGCGGCGGCUGCUAAGAGCAAAAAGUCCAAAAAGGGGCCAGAGCCUGUGGUGGAGGAGCCGCCCGCCCCGUCUGAGGAGCAGCUGGCCGAAGAGGAAGCCAAUCAGGAGCGUGAACGUCUUCGUGAACAGGGUUUGCAGGAGGAAUACCAGGCCCUCCUGCGCGAGGAUGAGCGCUUCAAGGCCGUUGUGACGCUGUUGGAGCGUUUGGCCGAGCAAGUCCUGACACGCAUCAAGGACUCGGCACAUCUCUGCUUUGAGGGUCUCUCGCAGCAGGCGGGUGAGGCGUAUCGGGCCGAGACGCAGGCCGUCGAUGCCCUCUGUGAGCAGGCUCGACAGGCCGUGUUUGCAGGCGAGCCCAUUCUGUAUGAACUCGUGCUACAGGGCACUACCUACUCCAUCAACCAGGAGCAAUAUGUAUCGCGACCCCCGGCAUUACCGCUUCCUCCAGCCCCCACAGAGGAACAGCCUGCACAUGCCUUCACGGUAGCACAGCUGACAACAUUGCACCAUCGGUUACGGAGUCUCGCGCCCACGGGCGUGCUGGCCACAGAGACCCUCGAAGAGCUGCUCCUUGAUCUAGGAGGGCGCAACGGCUGCGAUGGUGCCCUGCCUUUAUGGUGGCAGAGCUAUUCCGUGACGCAGGUCCAUCAGAUGGUCAGCGCGUGGAGUCAAGACCGGGCCUUUGCGGACGUGCGACGCCUGCUCGUGGACGCUGCUGGACUUCCUGCACCCACACCCGCGGAGGUCUUCGCAGCCUUUCAGGGCUAUUAUUUGCGCAACACGCAUGGCCUCCUGAAUGCAGCCGAAUUUUUGUCGGUUCCGUUGUGGUUUGACACGCCUCAGCCCGCAUUGGACUCUGAUACCCUGGCCGCAGAAUUUCAUCGCAGUGCGCGCUUGAAAGAGCUCUUCUUUGAUGUGUUUGCUGACCAUGCUGUGACCCAUUCUGGUCGCCGUAUCGACUAUCGCCGUUUUCUUGCGUAUGCCGUGCGCGGACCAGCCACGGCGGAACCAGACCUGGGCGCCUGUUGCACGCUGGCGGCUCUAGUGAGUGGGCAGCUGGGUGCCUCGCGCUAUGAUAGCUUUCCAGGCACGGAGAGUCUCAAGGCUGAUGCCCAAACGCUGGCCACCCUUGCUCAAUUAUAUCCUCUGCCUGCUGAAGGCGUCUUCGAUCUGGAUGCGGCCGAAGAGGAUGACAUUGUCGAUGCGGCCGAUGCACGCAUGGCCGAGUUGGAGACCGCGGGGCCUCGAGCUCAGCCCUUGCUGACCGAUGACGAAGUGGACGCCCUGGUCGCACCUGAAGGCAACCUUGAGGCGAUCCUGCAGCGGGCUGCCUCCAAAGGUGUCAUCUCUCUCUCUCUCUCUCUCUCUCUCUCUGUUCUUAUACUUCUCAAACCGACCAAAUCUCUCUCGCUCUCUCUCAGAGUUCGUCCACACAACACACACACCACACACACCACACUGUCUCUUUCCAUCUCUCUCUCUCUUUCUGUGUCAGUCAGUCAGUCUGCGUGUGGCCCUCCCUGCCUCUCUGCCUCUCAGGUUCCCUCUUUCUUCGUCUUUGCAGCUCUGUCGAUUUGUCUGUCUGGCUCACGGUAUGCUGUCAUCUAUCUGCUGGUCACCUGCCAGGGGCCCACUCAAUGUGCAACGGACGCCAUGUUGGGAGGCGCUGGACUGAUACCCUACCGAGCUAGGCCUCGCGUCUCGUCGACAUGGGUGGGCGUUGCCUUGCUCCUGCUUGCGCCGAGAAUUCAGGCGCGCUGUGAAGGCCAAGUGCCGCGCUUUCCUUCCACAACUUGCGUUGAGCGUGCUGAGGGAGCUCGCUGUGAGCUGCGAUGCGGCGAUACCGGUCCGAGCGAUGCUGUCGGCUAUGCGACAUGCUUGGAUGGGUCGUGGGUGACCAAUCACACCUGUGAUAUUUGCGCCAUUUGCCCGAUCUACUGCGACGACUUGAGCACCCUCACCUUAUCAGCCGAUCGCCAAGCUUCAUCUCUCGAUCCGGCCUGCUGGUCCCGUCUGGGGCCCAGCGUGCCACAAGGCCUACCGUCCUCGCUUGUCGUGCUGGUGGUGGACAGCCUUGCCUUGGAGUUGCCCCGUGGUCUUCUUGACGGGCUGCCCAACCUGCGUGAGCUUUACGUGGCUGGCAGCAACGUUGAUCGCUCCCAGGAGCGCACGUUCGACCCCGCUCUUGUGGCUCGCUGCCCCGCCAUGUAUGAUGUACGUCUCCGUGGUUUGCGCAUCAGAGAGUUUCCCUACUUUAUCAACGCUGGGCUCAAGCGCUACUCGAUAGCCGAAACGACAUACGCCAAUGAUCACAUGGUUUUCAACAUGACGCUUGCCCAGCACCUUUGGCCAGAGGUGAGACCACUCGCUCGUCGGGGGACGGGGGGGCCAAGUCAUCUUUACCUUUUGCCUUUCUUCACAUGCUUUUCUGCUUUGAUGAACCAACAGUUGGAGAGCUUGAGGCUGUCUGAAUUCGCAGCUAUUCACAUCAUCACAAAGCUAGCACGUGCAUGGACCUCCCUCACAGACCUCAAGGUGGCAGUACUCGAAUUCAAUGCCACGACCUUUGAUUGGAGCAUGCUUCCAAACAUUGCGCGUCUGAGUCUCUACAUGGAUCGUGGGCCAAGCUCGAUGACGGCCAAAGGCCUCCCACAAGUUGGUAUGCUGAGCUAUCUCAAGCUGACAACCACAAACCCAGCCACAAUGCGUUACCUGACCCUGGACGCGGUCUACAAGCUGAUUGAUUUUCACCACAUCAUCAUCAAUCACCUCGAGGAUAGCGUGCAGAUUGUAAGUCCCAGCUUGCAAUGUGGAGUGGAGCCCAGGCACUUGAAUUAUGUAUUGGCUUGCAACUGCAAGGCAAACGAUUGGCCUUUAGCCAAUGGCACGACUGUGCCAGAUUUUACUCACGCCUCUCAUUGCCCGCAAGCCGGCGCCAUGGCCUGCGAGCCUGAGUGGGAGGCCAUGGCCAACUGCAUGUCCGCCGAUGAGCUUCAAGCUUGGGGCGGUGAGUACAUCUACCCACCCCAAGUUUGCGAUGGGUAUCAGGACUGCAGCAACGGCCGGGAUGAAAACGGGUGCUCGGCGCUGACGGACAUUGUGAAUGAAUUUCCUCACGUCGAUGCCAACUGGCUGUCUGUGCUUGUCUGCACUCGUAACCUGACGAUGAGCAUUACCAAUGGCAAACUUUAUGCUGCGCCUGCAGACCCGGAUUGCCAUGUUGGCCGUGGCCUGGUCCGACACUGGAACGUUUUUGAGCUCAGCAUUGGCUACACCUCCUACUCAAGUGUGUACGACCCAGCGCUGGGGGCCUUUCGGAGCCGUGCCACAAUUGAGCGGGACGGGGAUGGUAAUUUUGAGCCGUACGACUUUUACCACGUACUGACAGUUCAAGAUGGCAAGGUUCUGGGCAUUUCUGCGGAGAAUGUCACCAACACCAGGCCCGACGAUCUGUCUGAGGAAUCCUUUGAGCGCCUGCGCUCCUCAAAUCUGCACUGUGCCAUCACUACUACGGCUGCAGCAGCAACAACACGCCCUGCCUUGACGAGCGCUCAGCUGGAGGCCAGCCUGCGCCAACAGGAUGAAACUCAAAUAACUUUGAUUGCCGUGGGUGCGGGAGCUGGUACUUGCCUGCUGCUUGUGAUCAUCAUUGCUAGCCUGCGCUGUCGCUCCCGAAACAAGCUUGUCUUGAGCAUGCAGGCUGGAUACCAAGAACAAUACGCUGCCGCCAUGCAGCGAUUUCAGGAAGCACAUCCAACCUUGAAGUUGGAUGCACUCUUUGAACUUUCUCGCUUAUGUCAGUUUCUGUCUAGGGGUGAUUUUCAAGUUUUGGAGCCGGUGGGCGAAGGCCACUUUUCAACCGUGUACAAGGCUGCCUAUCAAGCACGCCCUGGCAAGGCGAUGCCGGAUAUGCCCCCAUUUGUGGCACUGAAGGAGCCCAAGCUUGAUUUGAAUGAGAUUGGCCUCUUGCCAGAGUUUUUGAAAGAAGCCAUGGUUUUACAGGCCAUGGGCACCCACCCCCACCUUAUCCGUCUCUUUGGCAUCUGUCUUCCACGGGGGGACCAUGCAUUACGUUUUGCACAAGUUUUUGAAAUAUGCGAUAUGGGUAGUCUCAAGCACGUGUUGACAAACUCGCUCGCAUUUUCAGCUCCAGUGGUGGCCACGAUCGCCAUGCAGGCAAGUGGGGAACCCAACGCGAGCCCUAAGCUGCAGCGCAACGACUUUGAACACCGAGCGUUCUUACAAUUGAUCCCAUGCUGGGCGCAGGUAGCUGACGUGAUGACUUUUCUUGCUGAGCGAGGCAUUGUCCAUCGUGACCUAGCAGCGCGCAACAUUCUUGUCACUUCGCUUCAACCCACCCUCGUCAAACUGGCGGACUUUGGACUGUCUCGCGUGGUGAGCAAGGAGGACUAUUAUCGUAGCCGCAGCGACGACGACCUGCCGUUUCGCUGGAUGGCACCUGAGGCGAUUCGGGAGCUCAAGUUUUCGGAAGCUUCAGAUGUCUGGUCAUUCGGGGUGUUACUGUGGGAAAUACUGAAUCAAGGAGCGACCCCGCACAGCAAUUGUGAAAGUCAUCAAAUCGUGGCUCUUUUAAUGCGAGGCGAACGGCUGACUUUUGCUCCAACAAUCAAUGCCGCGCUGCGCGACGGGUUGCGGCAAGAUGCUUUGCCCCAGUGUGGUGCGGGGACAUAUCGCAACAACACGUGCUAUUACUCGCCCAUCAGCUACGUCCAGCUGCCCAACAGCACGUUCGACGCAUGCUGUCAUGCUUGCCUGCAGGAUCCCAUUUGCACGGGCUUUGUGUUGAACGACGGCACUUGUAACCUUAAAAACGACAGCAUGGUCCAGGGGAGUGCAAACGACCAGUGUGAGGCAGUGAUUGGCAUGCGAUCGGGCCCCACGGCCGAGCCUCCCAAGCCAGCUCCAUCAGGCAGCAAAAAUGUCCUCCUUUUAGUGGCAGACGACAUGCGCCCAAGCCUAGGGUCUUACGGCGUCAAGAGUCAGAUCACCCCCAACAUGGAUCGCUUGGCCUCGGAAGGAUUGCAGUUCCAGUUUGCUUAUGUGUGUAUACCACAGGCCCCGCAACUGUUUCCGCAGCUACGCACUUGA
This is a messenger RNA of Monosiga brevicollis MX1, 11013 nucleotides long. RefSeq lists its product as uncharacterized. The coding region runs from base 1 to 11013 and encodes 3670 amino acids. The transcript has 36 exons. Gene Ontology annotation, biological process: protein phosphorylation. Gene Ontology annotation, molecular function: protein tyrosine kinase activity; protein binding; ATP binding. Lineage: Eukaryota; Choanoflagellata; Craspedida; Salpingoecidae. The record is from RefSeq and is a predicted model, not a curated record.